CGCUCACAUAAGCAUGCAGCCAGUGCGGAGCUGUUUAAAAGCGGCGGCGACACACCGGCAAAUCCUCGGCACUCCAGCACCGGCAGGAAGUCUACGCUUUCUUUUCCAGCGCGUUUACAGCCAGCCUGAUGGUAUAUAGAGGUAGAUUAUUAAUAUGUUUUUGUCUGGAGCUGUCCAAGGUGCGGAGAACACUAACGAUGACAUUUAGGAUGAGACACCUGCGGCUGUGCACAUCUCUUAAAGGAUGAGGAGCAAGCAGGUAACUCAGAGUGUCUGAACUGCGGUCAGCAUGACAUGUAAAUGGAAGCGACUUAGGAGUCGCCCUUGAACGCCUCUAUAGCUCUAUUAACCCGAAAAAGGAAACACUUGUUUGCUCAACUGUUUGCUUUUUCUAGACCUGUUUGAUUUUUUAAAUGCUUUACGUGCGAGUUCAAACAAUGACUAUGAUCCGUCGCAGAGCUCAGUCUGGUUAAUGAUUUACAACCUCCGAUCCCCGGAAAAGCGUGCAUUGCUAAUUUGGGCUCGUGGUACCGUCGUGGAAAAUACUGUCUCGCGCUGAAAUGCCAGCAGGUGUUUAGUGCUGUUGCGCUCGCGCCGCGGAGUCCCGGGCCGUACUGAGCGCGCGCACCAAAUGACGCCAGUUCCGCGCUUCGGCCUGCUGGCGGCGGCGUGCACCUGCGCGUGGCUGCUGGUGCACGGCUGCGGGCCCGGUCCGGGUUAUGGCGUGCGCUUGAGGCCACGCAGGCUCACACCGUUGGCCUACAAGCAACACGUGCCCAUCGUCUCCGAAAACAACCUGGGCGCGAGCGGCAGGGCCGAAGGAAAGAUAACGCGCCAUUCGGAGCGCUUCAACGAGCUGGUGUGCAACUACAACCCUGACAUUGACUUCAAAGAUGAGGAGCGCACUAAAGCGGACCGGUUCAUGACUAAGCGCUGUAAGGAUUGCCUAAAUAAACUGGCCAUUGCAGUUAUGAACCAAUGGCCAGGUGUUCGACUACGAGUGACCGAGGCCUGGGACGAGGAUGAUAAUCAUCCAUCUGGCUCUCUGCAUUAUGAGGGACGUGCUGUGGACAUAACCACCUCAGACAGGGACAUAAAAAAGUAUGGACUCCUUGCUCAGUUGGCUGUCGAGGCUGGGUUCGACUGGGUGUACUACGAGUCCAAGUAUCAUGUGCACUGUUCUGUCAAAGCUGAUCACUCUGUUGCAGUGGAGAAAGGAGGCUGUUUCUCAGCUUCAGGACUCGUGACUGUGGCUGAAGGAGUGCAAAAGCCUAUGUCUAAUUUGCGCCCUGGAGACUCAGUGCUUGCUUUGUCUGAGUCCGGUGGCAUAAUCUUCAGCCGUGUUCUCCUGUUCUUACAUUUGGACACUGAGCACAGGUCCACUUUCUUGAUUCUCAGCACAGAAAAUGGGCAUAGACUCACAAUUACACCCAAUCACCUCAUCUUCAUGGCUCCCAACCUCAAGUUAGACUACAAUGAGUACUAUGCUAGCUUUGCUAGACAAGUUACAAGAGGAGCCUAUGUAUUAAUUUGUGGACAGGAUGGUCAUGUGCAUCCUUCCCAAAUAGUUUCCGUCUCACAGGAAGAAAGAAUUGGGGUUUAUGCUCCAUUGACAGAACAUGGCAACCUUUUUGUGGAUGGUGUGCUGGCAUCCAGUUACGCAUCUAUAGAGGAUCAAAGGCUGGCACACUGGGCAUUUGGGCCUCUUCGCUUCCUGGUUGGACUGUCACGAGUAUUCAUGGCAGUGAAUCCACUAACAGUGGUGAUGCAAGGUGCUGCUGAAGUUCACACAAACUUUUCAUCCCACCAAAUCCUUUCUGAAGGACAUACGAGUGUGAUACAUAACAGUUCAGGUGUAGUUCACAAUGCAGUAAACAAAAUGAACAGCACAUGUUUUAGAAAACAUAAUUCUAUGCUAUAUUUUGAUUGUCUGUAUGGAGCACAAGUAGGGGUUCACUGGUAUGCAAGGCUGCUUUGUACGAUUGCUCAGGUUUUCUGUAAACCUCAAUUUGUGACUGAAGAUCCAGUAAAGGAGAUAUCUUUCUGUUAAGGUCAGAAAAUUCUAACCAAAUAAAGGCAACUUACAGUACCUAAAAUACAAAUUAUAUAAUGAACUGAUAUGUAAUAUAGUAUUAUUAAUUCCCUUUACUGUACAAUUGUUUUGUUGUGGUCAUUUAUAUAAUUGAAAUACACUGUAUAGCAUAACGGUUGUUAUUUGACUGUGGCACAUGUUAAUGUUAGAUUCAGAGCAAACAUUUUUAUACAGAAGAGGGAAUAUUUCUUAGAGAAAAGACUAUUUUUAUACUUUGGGAUUUAUAAUAUAUAAACAUUUAAAUGUUGUUGUAACUAA
This is a messenger RNA of Tachysurus vachellii, 2350 nucleotides long. It is a transcript of the gene dhh, whose product is annotated as desert hedgehog signaling molecule. Gene Ontology annotation, biological process: protein autoprocessing; multicellular organism development; smoothened signaling pathway. Lineage: Eukaryota; Metazoa; Chordata; Actinopteri; Siluriformes; Bagridae. Gene Ontology annotation, molecular function: calcium ion binding; patched binding. The record is from RefSeq and is a predicted model, not a curated record. The transcript is spliced from 3 exons. The coding region runs from base 632 to 2050 and encodes 472 amino acids.